AUGAAAUUUUCACCCUUUCAAAACCUGGAAAUCUAAAAGAGAUAAAAUAACAGUUUGGUGACAUAAAAAUAAUUCAUUGUAUUUAAACUUUUAGUUUCAAACUUUAAAAAAUAUACUUAAAAGUAGAUGCAUUUAGGAAUUCUUUUUACACAAUAUUAGCAUAAGCAGAACCAUAAGAAUUACAAUAAUUUUUCAGUAGUGUAAGAGUAUCCAAAAAAAAUUAUUCGCUGCAACAUUAAUUUUUACAAAAAUGUUAUUAAUGAAUUAACAGCCAAUUAAUUUUCUGAAUAAGAUUAUCAACAUAAGCUAUCAAAAUAAAAAGGAUAAAUAGAAUAUUUCUCAUUUUAAUUAUCUAUAGAAGAAUAAUUGACUUCAGAAGAAAUUUAAGAUUUAGAGCUAAUAGAAAAAGAAUUCGGAGAAAUAUUGAUAGAGGAAUUUCCGUCCUCUUAGCAAAUGGAUAAAAUGAUGAAAAUUAUUGAAGCAGUUUCUCUUACAGAAUCAAUAAAAAACCUAACAGAAGAAAAGCUAAAUUUCUUAAAAUUGAGAUUGGAGCUAGAGAAAUUUGAUAGUUUGUUUCUUGAAUUAAGCAAAAUCUAGGAUUCAAGUAAAAACAAAACUAUUGGUUAAAUUGAGAUUUUGCACUAUGAGGAAUUAACCAGUCAAACAGAAAGUGUCAUUAAAACUCUCAAAACUUUUGAAUGCACAGAUAAGGAAAUUUUUCAAAUACUCAUAAAUGAGGAGCUGAGGGACCUGGAAAGAAAAAUAAGUGAGUAUAAACAAUAUUACUAAAACUAGUAAGGUAAGAAUAUUGAGGUAUAGGGAGUUGUGAAGAGAAGGAUUUCUCAAUAAAUAUUAAAAACAGAGAAAUAGGAAGAAGUUGAGCUGAAUAAGUAAACUUCAAAACAAAAAGAAAAUCAUCAAAUAAUUGAAAAAGAUGUACUUCCUAGAGAUAUUGAUAAUGAUAAUUUUAAUAAAGAGACAUAUAGUGUGUUCUUAUAAUUCAUGAUUAAGGUUGUAAAAUUACAAGCAUUAUUAAUUAAAUAAGAAAGGGAACUUUUGUAAAAAUUAUUUGAGGAAAUUACUCUUUUUUCUGACAAAUUAGAUCAAAUUUAAAAGUAUAAAUAAGAAGUUCAAGCAAAUCUCUAUUAAAAAUUUUAUUUGUAUUUUUUAACCUUGAUUAAGAGCUAUGAGUAAUAGAAAUGGGCAAAAGUCAAACAAUAACUAAAGGAAGACGGAAAAUUUCAACUUUAAUUUCAAACAAUUUUAGACAAUUUACCUUUAGAAGUAAAUGAGGUUACUUAAUAGGAAAAUAAUAUUGAUUUGAAUGAUUUAAAGGUUUAAAUUAAGGAAAAAUUAGAUGAAUUAGGGUUUUUUACAAACCAUUUAAUUGAUCAGGAAUUUCUCAUUUCAAAAUUAAGAAAAAUUUACUUACUGCAAAAUGAAGAAGAAUUUGAUGAAGAAUAAAAUUAGAAAUCAGGAUUACUUGGAGAAUUAAUUUAAAAAUAUUAAGAUUUUGACAAUAAUUAUAUAUGGAAAAUUAAAUAGGGUCUUGUUUUUACAAUAAUAUAGAUUUCUUUAAAUUGCUUUUCAGAUAAAAUGAUGCAAUUUUGUUAAAAUGCCCUAAUCUAACUGUGGACAGAGGAGAAAGAUUCAAGAGUUCGUAAUUUAUUAAAAAACGCAGAUUUGAUAAGUAUAUAAAUGUAGAUUUUGUCAAGGAAUUGGUAGACUUAACAUGAUAAAAUUGCAGAAAAAAUGUAGUAGAUGUUGGAUAAAAUCGAUAAAUUAUAAGAAUAAAUUUCUCAUGAGGCCAAUCUCAACCAACGAGAUUUACAGUUGAAAGAAAUGGACGAAACAACGGUGCAAUUAGAUGAAUACAUAGAAAAUAUUAGUGAAAUGGGUUUGCAACUUAGAUUGGUAACUGAUUUUGUAAAUCAUAUUAGAAAAGGCUUGAUUAGAGUUGAGGGUAAAAUCAAUUAAAUGAAAGAAUAACUCAAAAGUAUGGGUAAUGAUAUUAAAUUUUUAAGGGGAAAAUCUGUUGAAUAGCUGUUUGAAAUUAGAAAAUGGAAAGUAUUGAAAGAAGCGGCAUUCAAAAAUGUCAAGUCCAUUUAUGUUCCUUUAUAAACUUAAGAGAUAUUUCAUUAAGCGGAGGAAAAGAAAGAAGUAAAAUCAAGUAUUUUGAUGAAUUUUGAAUAAUUAAAUGAUACCGAAGGAGAAGUGAAUUAGUUUUUAUUAGAACAGAAGUAGACAGUAUUAUUAAUUCAUGGCGUAGCAGGAUCUGGCAAAAGUACUACAGCAAAGAAGAUAGAAGAAUUUAUCUGGAAAUUACAAAACAAUAACAAAAAAAUUAGUAAUCAAAUACUCAUACCUAUUUAUAUCUCUUUGCCUUCUUUAAAAAAUCCAGUUUUUUAAGCAGUAGAGGAAGCCCUUCGUCAAGAUGAGUAUGGGUUUGACGAGCUCUAAUUGAAAGAAUGUAAGGAGAUGCUGGAAAAGAAGGAUUUCAGGAUUUUUAUUGAUAAUGGACAGUUAUGA
Paramecium tetraurelia is the source of this 2529-nucleotide messenger RNA. RefSeq lists its product as uncharacterized. The record is from RefSeq and is a predicted model, not a curated record. The transcript has 3 exons. NCBI's taxonomy places the organism in Eukaryota, Ciliophora, Oligohymenophorea, Peniculida, Parameciidae.